Molecule: messenger RNA, 1449 nt
Organism: Salvia splendens (bonfire salvia)
Lineage: Eukaryota; Viridiplantae; Streptophyta; Magnoliopsida; Lamiales; Lamiaceae
Product: protein FAM133
Exons: 4
Coding region: 785-1324 (179 amino acids)
Source: RefSeq, a predicted model, not a curated record
ACCCUUUCAUACUGUAUUCUGUAGCGCUUAUUAUUAAUUUUCCAUAUAAGAUGUUCAAUUUAGGGAGGUUAGUUGACGGAGAUGCUAAACUUCAUGAUGAUUUGUGAUAUGCUUAAUGAGUUAAUUACUUAAUUGAAUGAAUGAAUUAAAUUGAAUUUGGAGGAUUUAGGAUGACAAUGUGUAGUUGUAAACUUGUUGCUUAGAAAGAGUGUUUUAGAACUGAUAUGAGCUGGACAGAUUAGAAUUUAGUGUUUUGGGGGGAUUGUUAGGGUUUUGGAAAUCAUGAAGCUAUGGGCAUUGGCUCUUGCUCAGUUGAGGUUGUGCUGAAGAAAAAAUUAGGAUAAAUCUGAUUCUGAUUUGGGGUGUUCUUUGUUAAUGUUGAUGAGUUUGUUAACUGUUAACAUCCAUCUAUGAUGAGCUUGAUCGAGUGGAAAGAGAAGAAAAACACUACAUACUAGCUACUUACUUUUGGUAUUGGUAAUGAGGAAGCUUUGUGCCUCUGUUGAUAUGAUUUAAGUUGGAAUGCUAUAUGUGGAAAAUUGAUAAUGUUGUCGGAUGUGCAAUGUAUUAUUGGAACAAAGAGGGUAAUUUGACUUGAUAUUAGCAGUGCAAUGUUAUUUUUGAGGCUUCCGGUUCUUCAGUUUUAAACAUCGUCCGACAUUCAAAGGAAGAUUUCACAUUUCUAGUGCUAGUUAGUACCUCAGUAGACUGGAAUUGAUCGAGAUAUUUGGUUGUUGCCGGACGAAUUUGUAGUGUUAUUCUUCCUUUUGCUGCUGCUACUUCAAUGUAUUUCGGCUGUACUUUUCUGAUGAGGACUGUCGCAGGUGGAUGGUUCAUUUCAUUCACCAGAAUGGCAUGCUGCUCGUUUGGCAAGUCUCAAAACUUCUCAUACAAUUACUUGGGAGGAGUACAAGAAGAAGCAAAAGAAAUGAGAAGGGGAGAGUUGGAAGCGGAUAAAGACAAGAUGAUGAGAGAGUAUAGAGCUCAGCUAGACGCUGAAAGAUCACGUAAACUUGCACAAGGGAAAAACCACUCCAGCAGCAAAUCCAAGCUCAAAAGGGAUAAGAAGGACAAAGAUUCAAAGAAACACAGCAGCAAGAAGCGAAAGCGUUCGAAGAGAUCUUCGGAUUCCAGUUCAAGCUCGUCAUCAGAAACAUCGAGCAGUGAUGAUGACGAGAGAGAGUCAAAGCGAUCAAAGUCGAGGUCAAGGUGGAGCAAGAAAGAGAAGAAGCGGCGUUCAAGAUCAAAGCACUCGAGCAGUGAAAAUGAAGACGCUAACGGGCCUUUGCCGCUCUCCAGAUUCUUUGGGAGCGUGAAAAGUUGAUCUCAGCUCAACGGUGACAUGUACUAUGUAAUAUUUUAUGUGGAUUUUGAGCAAAAAGAAAAAUUAAAUUUUUAUUGGAAUUUCAACAAUUUUCCCUUUAAUUACAUUUAUAUAUGAAAAAUCGA